Molecule: messenger RNA, 921 nt
Organism: Hibiscus syriacus
Lineage: Eukaryota; Viridiplantae; Streptophyta; Magnoliopsida; Malvales; Malvaceae
Product: GPI-anchored protein LLG1-like
Exons: 3
Coding region: 251-742 (163 amino acids)
Source: RefSeq, a predicted model, not a curated record
UAGAGUUAGUGGCUGGAAAAAAGAGGGGGGGGGGGAAACAGUGAUGAGCUGUUAUCAAGUUUCAAUGAUAACAGGAAACACGGCUUCUUCUCUGCUGUCUCUCCGUCAUCUCUAUUUCAUAUUUUAUCUCAGAUUACCAUUAAAAUUCUCUUAGUUUCAGCAGUUCAACCUUCUCCUUCUCCUAUUGCUUGAACUUGAACCUGAACCAAAAAACAGAUAAACAAAAGCUGCUGCAAGAUUAAACAAGUUGAUGGGGACAAAUAAGUUGUUGUAUCGGUUUUCCGUGUUCUUCUUUCUGCUGGGUUUCUCUGCUUCCACUUCGAUUUCAGAUGGUGUUUUCAGCUCUUUCACUUCUACCGGAAGGAAUCUCCUUCAGGCCAAGAAAGCUUGUCCUGUUAACUUCGAGUUUCUGAACUACACAAUUAUCACAAGCAGAUGCAAAGGACCCAAGUUUGCACCUCAAAGCUGUUGUUCAGCCUUCAAGGAUUUUGCUUGUCCCUAUGCUGAACAGAUCAAUUACUUGACAACCGAUUGCGCUUCGACGAUGUUCAGCUACAUUAAUCUUUACGGGAAAUACCCGCCCGGCCUUUUUGCUAGCGAGUGUCGUGAAGGCAAGUUAGGGCUGGCUUGCCCUGCAUUGCCACCAUCCGCAUCAGAGAACUCCAGCGGUAGUCGGCAGCUGAUUAGUAAUCCAUCGAUGCUGGUAGUGGCCGCAACUAUAGCCGCUGCCAUGUUGUUAUGAAAGCCCGGAGAAAAAAUCCCAAUCAUUCCAUUUGUUGAUACAUGCAUAUGUUCCCACUUCUGACAUUGGGAAUAAGAGUUACAGUGUUCUCAUUACAUCAGGUUUGUUCUUCUCGCAUGCUUUUAUUUUUAUUUUCGAUUUGUUUUGUAGACAGACAUUCCAGUUACAGAUUUAAGUUA